AGACGUCAUGUGACGGGGGCGUGGCCGAAAGUGCGGAAAUACACAGCUGCCAAGACUUACUAGAAAGGUAAAGUUUUAACUUUUACUAAACUGUUCUCUGCAUUUAGGAAGGAUUUACACUUCGGACACUCUAAUCUGACAAAUGUUAGUUCAUGUUGCCGCUUUAUAUAUAAUGUAUAAAGAAUAAAAGUGAUUUGUUCUCCUUGAACGAGCAGACUAAAGCGUACUUAUGCUUCAGUCUGCCUCUGUUAGUAUGUUGGCGUCUUUGGUGGAGGAAAGUUUGCAUAAAACAACUUUAACCCAGUUAAAAACUCACACGUUAACAGUUGCGUCUUGAGUAGACUUUCUUGUUUCUAAACAGCGGCCGUGAUUUCCGCAUUUUACCGUCUCUGAAGGGAGUUAAAGGGACAAACACUCACAUACACGGAAAGACAAGAGUCAUACUGUUUAUACUGUUUUAAUGUGGAGAAGUGAAGUUAUAGAAGUCGUCAUAAAAGUGUGUUUGACUCUGAAAUCAUGUGAAAUCAGGUGUGCUGGAUCAGUUUGAGAGUUUCUUAGCAGAUGGUCUUCUGCAUACUGGUCCUGGUUUCAGUCCUCUUGAGUCAGAUGUUCAGGAAGUCUACAUGACUAACCCGCAAUAAUCACAUCUGACCCAACCCUGCUUCAUAUUAGGCUUCAUAAACCCGACAUCAGUAAAGCAAACAAUUAUUACCAUGGUAGCUCUAAGCUGACCUAUUUCAAUUAAGGAGAUUCCCAUGAGAUCAAGUCAUUUCCAGUGUUUUUUUUUUCCUUUUUCUUUUUUUUUUCUUCAGUUUUCCCUCAGUUUUAGGGACCAUGGGACACCUAAGCAAUGAAAAAACAUAACCACGAUUAUUUUGAUUGAUAUUGAUGUCAUGAUUUGUAAAAGCAAUUACAUGCAUUUAUCUAACUUAAAACCCUUAAAAUUAAAGGGAUAUUGCGGCGUAAAUUUAAUCUAGCGCCAAACACUCCAUAACACAGAGUUAGACAACCCCUUGAGAGAUGAAUGUUGCCGACCGCUUGCUUCUCUAGUUAUACCAACUUUAGUAACGACCGCAUGAUAGCAAUACACAGCAGUCUGAGGAGCCGCACACAAGCCUCAACCAAAACACCACUCUAUAGCCACAAAUAAUGCUCAGAACAGCACCUAACUUCAUCAACAGUACAUAUAGGGUCCCAGCCACAGUACUAGCCACCAAAUAUCUUUUUAACUUUGCCUAAUUUCUUUUAAAAAAAGGGACUUAACACAACUUACCCACACUCUUCCAGCAGCUGCUUGUUUGUAGCGAGACCUCGGGCCAGUCCAUUGCGGACUGCUUCUCUAGUUUUACUUAAGUUGGUAAAACUAGAGAAGCAAGCGGUCGGCAACAUUCAUCUCUCGAGCGGGUGUCUAACUCGGAGUUACGGACACUAAAUUAAUUUCACGCCGGAAUAUCCCUUUAAUUCCUCAUUUUCACUUGAAACUAAAUAUUUUUACACUGUCGCAAAUAGAAGGAUUUGAGCUCUUUUACUACGUCUUUUCAACCUUUUUAUAUAUCAUUGGAGCUUGUAUUUUAUUAUGAGUCUGAAUAAUGUCUCCCUUUUUAGCCUGGCAGUCAUUUAAUGCGCAUGUACUAUUAUUCUGCCCCUCAGUUUUUAGACACACACACAGAAAUACACAUCUGCCUCCUCCUGCCCCUCUCUCUGCUCUCCUCUCUUCAUCUGCCUUUUGGUGCAGAACGUGUAGCAACAACUUCCUCUGCUCCCAAAUUUUGUUUUUAAACUGUUGUUGAUGAAGUGAAAAUGAGAGCUGUUUGAGGAGAGGACCGCUGAGCUCUGAGAUAUUACUUUUGUUUUUAACUUCAAUCUGUCAUAUAAAAAAAAAAAAAAUCUGGUUUGCUUUCCAUUAAAACACAUUUAUGUAAAUAUUGUAUAUUUGGCCAUCCUGAUUAUUUUUCCCACUGAGUUGACUUCUUAAAUUCUCUGUGGUUCACUGUUCCCUGGAUGUAAAUCAGGGUUUGAGUCAACAGUUUGAAGAUGAAAAAAGCUUUAUCUUUUCUGAGCUUUGAAUUCGACUUUGUUUAACACCUCAGGGUUAAAAAGGAACACAAACUGUGAACCAGGCCUUAUUAACCAGCUCCAGCGACUGACUUUUCUAUUGUUUUUGUGGCCUAAAAUCCUUGCAGCCGGCUUUAAAAAUGUUGUGCAAAGCGGCUCUGAGGCACUUUUAUCUGCAGAUUAACUUCAAGCUUUUUGGAAUAAGAUGUUGAUCCAACAUGUGAGGGUGAAAUGUUUCCUAGUAAGCUCUUGCUGUCACAUUUCAAUCAUAGGUGUGUGCAGUGCGGGGUUAAAACUAACCAUUAUUAUUAUGAGUCUUUAUUAAGACAGUAAUAUUGAGACAAGGAAGGGUGAUAAAACGAAAUAUCGAAAAUUAAUUUCUCUCAAUAUUAAUAUUAAACACGGUCAAUAUGCUUCUUGAUAGCUGGCAUUCUGCCAUGUUUUGGUGGACUAUAGAAAUAAAAAGGGGAGUUGCCUCGCGCUGAACCAAUAAUGUGCUGAAUUAGAACCAAGUAGCAAACAACUGCGUAGUAGCAGGCUGCAGCUACACGCAACCAUGGCACUUUAAAACAUGACGCCAACAGCACUGUCAGUGAGAAAAAAAAGAAAAUGAGUGCUACCCCCGGCAGAAAUGAAGAUGAAGGCUCAACAGAUGGUGUCAUGAAAAAAUUGAUGGUGUGGAGGCAUUUUGGGUUUUUGAAGUUGGGCAUGAAGCAGACAUGUUCUCGCAAAGUCUGGGAAUACCUAAAAUCUUUUUCAUCACCUGAAGCAGUGCCAUGCGGGAGAGCAAGCGCAAUGCAAAAGGUUACAAACCCCGAGUGGAGCAAGGAGCCCAUGGCGUCUGUGCAGCCGUAACAGCCAGCCAUUCAGUUCUCGUUCUCUAGCACAACGCCUUACCACAAAGAGGCACAAAGCCCUCACAGAUGCAGUAGCUUAUUGUAUUGCAAAAGUCAUGCUACCAAUAAGCACUGUUACAUUAAAUUUUUCAUAUAUCGUGAUGUAUAUUGAUAUCGACUGAUAUGAAAAAAAUAUAUCGUGAUAAACCUUUCCCAUAUCGCCCAGCCCUACAUCAAAGACACCUAACUGGUUGGGACAAGUCCACUUGUAAGCGUGCGUCUUGCCCUAAAUCUGCCGCUGUCCUCUUACCCGCAGCUCUUUCCUCAUUUCUGGUUUGCUGGGUCGGUACAGGGGCUAGAACUCCCUUUUAAGCAUCCACAAGAUGUCAUGGGUCCACCUCCUGAUAACCUGCUGAUGUGCUGGUUCUCACCGAGAUUAGAGCACGAGUCCCAACUUUGUGGUGAUGUGAAAUUGAGGCAAACCCGGAAACCUUUAGAGACUUUCAAAUACUGGACUGACUGAGGAGUGAAGAAGAGCUUGUUUUCUGAUUCCCAAACUUAUCAUAUAUGAAUAAUGUCAUGUAUGUGAAUGUGGGUGUGAAAAUUCUCAACAUGACUCAUGCAUAUUAAGUGAUGUAUUGUAUUGUUGUUUUCCCUCGCAGCUCUCUGUCAUGGCGUACCAGGCUGGGAUCCCUCAGGAGCCCGGUGCUUUGGUUCAAAGUAUCAGCUCCAACAUCCAGAAGCUCACGCUGCUGAGUAAUACACACACUACACACAAACAUACCAGCGUACACCCACUUCAGUGACUCAAGAUUGUGAAUCACAGCUGACACCUGUAGACCUUACAGUAGAGAUGAUGAAUAAUCUCCGUUGUCUUUCUUCCUCCCCAGCUUCUGAGCUCCAAAGGGCGGUUUCUCUGCUGGGAACUGAGCAGGACAGCAGCCAGCUCCGACAGACUCUGUGAGUUAUCAAUGAGUUGAGUUUAUUCACAAACAUGAUGAAAGAAAAGAGUAAAAAAAAAGUGGAACAAUUCGUGUGAGAAAUCUCUUGAAUGAUCGAUCUGAGUCUGAUCUUCCAUUUAAAGCAAAUACAACCCAGAGCCAGUGUUGUCAACAGAACAAAUCAAUCGCUUAUCAUCUAAAAGCAGGCUUGAAUUAAACCUGGGUCCAUCAAAUACCUGCUCAGCAGUCUGUGUUCUUAAUGUCUGGCAAAAGUUUCCACUCACCAAAUAAAACAAUCAUCCUCUCAGGCAACAGAAACAACAGCAAGGUAACCAACUCGCAAAGGAGACCGACAAACUGAUCAAGGCAUUCACUGCACUCCCUGUUGGCCCCGACCAGGUAUAUAAACCAGACCUGUUCUUCUGUUGUCCUGCUAAUCUAGUACCACAGUGUUUGAUUAAUUUGUGUUUUUUUUUAGCGGCAGAGGAAGAUACAGAAAGAGCGUCUGCUGAACGACUUCUCCGCCGCCCUGAACAGCUUCCAGAAGAUCCAGCGGCAGGCGGCAGACAAAGAGCGAGAGUUUGUGGCCAGAGUGAGAGCCAGCUCCAGAGUGUCUGUGAGUAAUCUGUAGAAACAGAAACAAAAGGUCAUUUAAUGGACCAGUGUUUGGAUAUCACACAGUAAGAGACAAGUAACACGCAUAUAAAUCAGUGAACUUAAACAGACACACCUUUUUACCAGUUGCAGUCGUAAACCUGAAGUCUUGUGUUUUCUGGUUGUUUGUCCAACUCUUCCAUUCUUGUGAAAGUGAUUUCCCAGAAAUAUCAGGAGGGAAUGUCUUCAUAAUUUUGCACAAAUAUCCAUCUAGACCUCAGAAUGAAGUGUUCUGAUUUUUGUGGUCAAAUAGAAGGUCACUCUGACUCUCAACUCAAGAAUUCAUGCACUGAUUUAAAAGAUACUCGCACCGAUAUUUUUCAGCCCUUUAUUGCCUUUUGUAUAAUAUUUGAUACAUACUUUUAUGACACUUCUAUCAAAUCAAUAUGAUCAACAAAAAUACCUGAAUACAGUCUGAUAAUAUAUAUUUGUCAAAUUUUAAGGACAUUUUGAUUUUUUUGUUUUUUUUAGUAGUAAGUAAAAUAAACAUUUCAGCUCCAAAAAAAUUGAAUUUUCUGGCAAUAAUUUGUGGUUUCAGACAUUAAAGUGAAAAUUUUUUCGCCUAGAUAUUCAGGUAUGCUUUGUUCUUCUCAUUUCUGACAAUCUUGACCAAAAGCCUGAGUUACUUUAACAUCUAAUGGUCUUUCUGGAUGCAUCCUUAACAGACUUCUGUUCAAGUUUGAGUUUAUCCUUGUCUGCUCCAUUAUGAGUCCUCAACAAGUUGAGGAUGCUACACAGCUCGUAAAAUCUUUGAAAGCAGCAGGUCAUGUCACCUCUCUUUAAGGGGAACUGUCGCUGAAUGAAACAGUCAUUCAGGUGAACACCGAUGUAAGCAGCAACUUUAUUUGUCUGUGUCAAGUCCAUGAAAAGAUAAGGGGGUCAUUUCAACAAACAAAUAUUGUCACACAUACAACUUUGCAAUGAUGCACUGAUUUAACCUUUUGCCUGACUCCACCUCAAAGAGGACAUUGCCUGAAACAAAUCAACCUGAAUGAACAGACUUACACCCCAUUUACACGCUUUACAGAGCUGUCAAAAUAACAAGAGCUGAUGUCGGUGCCCUGAAUCGAAAUUUCAGGGUGUUGCGAAGAUUAUUUUACAAUAGGCAACAUCUCCGUCUUUAAAAUCGAGAGCAUAUCUUUGCUUAUUACAAGUUUAUCCAUCCGUGCACGGCUGCAAAUUAACAAAAGAGCUCUCUUAGGCUUUACAAGCUGUACCUCCCGAAUUACUGCAGAGGCUCUAAUAGUAAAUAUUUCAGACACAGUUGUCCUCGAAAGUCUGCUUGCUUUGUAACUCUCUCCCCUCGACGCUUAUCUCACUGCACAGACAAGUAUCUUUUGUUUACGCUGAUAAGAAGGAACAGUUUGUUACUGCAGUGAUUGAAAAUCGUGGAAUUAAAAGACAAGUCAAAUUUGUCUUUCUCUCCUGUCUACUUAAAUGGACCCUUUAGGUUUUAAACAACCACAGACAGUCAGUUCAGGUUGUCAAAUACAAGCACACUGUGUUUCUCUGAAUCACUUUGUUUUCUUUUAACAGGGAGGGCAGCCAGAUGACAGCUUUGGAAAUGUUUCUCCUUUCCAAGGGUAUAUUUUCUAUUUCUAAUCGUUAGAAUAAUUCAUGUGAUUAUUAUUUCUGCGUGUUAAUUCUCAUUUUUUUCCUCCUGCAGUGACUCUCAGGUGCAGGCUCAGGCUGAGGCGAUCACUGAAGAAGACCUGAGGCUAAUCCAGGAGAGAGAGUCCUCCAUUAGACAGCUGGAGGUAGAGUACAUGACCACAUGACCACAUGACCACGGCGUGUCUUGUUUAUGCAGUUCACCACAAUGCCUAUGUUUAUGUUGAAUUCUUCAGAGCGACAUCACAGAUAUCAACGACAUCUUCAAGGACCUGGGGAUGAUGGUACAUGAGCAGGGGGACAUGAUUGGUGAGCUUUAGCAGCCUGUUAUCAGAUUGGUCAAUGCAGGGACCACCUACAUGUGGUCAUCAAAUUGUUUCUCAUUUUCUGAUUCCGCUGUGAGCCAAAAACCGCAGCAGAAUCAGUGUUUUCCAACCACGUUUUUUUGUCCUUUGCGCAGACAGUAUAGAGGCCAACGUGGAGACUGCAGAUGUGACCGUCCAGAACGCCACACAGCAACUGGCUCGUGCUGCACAGUACCAGGUAAAACUCCGCCGUACAGGUAGAGUAACAGAACAGCAGAUACAAAAAGAGUGUGUGAAGGACAGGAAAGAGAAGUUAGAUGUUUGGUUAUCAAAAUGUGAACGCGUACAUAAAAGACUGCUCCACCUCCUGCGCAAGGACUCCCUCGACUAAGAAAGGUUCUUAGUCAGCUCGCUGUGGUAAUUCAGGCAAAGAGGAGGAGGCGAGGAAUGCUGACUCACAAGGUGAGCUGAUAGCUCUGAGUCACAUCAAACGAUUAGUUAUCCCGAUAAAACAACCAGAUUUAGUAAAAUCGAGAGUCUAACUCACAUAUACAGAGGGUAGAUUGUGUUUAUAAGGGGUCUGUCAAAGGGACAAAGAGUCUUAAAACACCAAAAAAGCAAUUUUUUAAAGAAAAUAGGUAAGUUUAGAAAACACAAAUAAAUCUGUGAGUAAAUAAAAUAAUAUAUUAUGAGAUUUUAGGCAUAUAUUUGGUGAGCAGCAAGCUGUCUGUAGUAAAAUGAGGAACCUAGAUCAUCUUGUUAAAUUGUCCCUAAUGUUUUGUCUCCUCAGCACCUUAUUGUUGUAAGUAUAUGGCAUGUGAAAAGACAUAAAAAAGCUGAGACCUGUGGUACCCCUUUCAAAACAGCAUUGUGUGGCUAAUCACUUGACAACUCUGAGUAUUGUAGUUAAUUAGAGGACACUGAGAUAACUUAAACUAAUGCUACUUUGAAUAAUAAAAGUUUUCUUACCCGUCCAGCAGAAAACCGACACUUUCAUCGUCAGUCUUCAAACAUAAAUUUGUUGUUAGGAUUUUCCAUCUAUGAAAACUAACACCGACUUGAACCCAUUUUUUCCGGGAUCUUAUUGUACUUUUUCAUGUUUUUGUUUUUUGGAUGAAAAAUUCUUGAUUCACUCAGAUUCAAGUUCCAGUGAUGCAUGAUAAGUAUGAUACUGCAUUUGUUAGAUGAUCUAGUUUGUCCAUUCUGAGAUACUGUAGUGCACAUGACAUGAAGACCUGCAUCUCCCAUGAUAAAAAAUACUAUUAUUUUGUGCAGUGUUAACUUAUUUAAAGGUACUUUUGAUUUGUGGCAAUUUGGUGCCCCCUGUGGACAAAGCAGAUAUUGCUCAUUUUGUCUCCUGCACACCUGCGUAGUGUCUUCUGACAAAAACUUUGACUGUCAGGUAUACACCACCUUUAGACAAUAAAAAAAAACAAUAUAUAAAUCUUCUUUGCUUUUUUUUUUCAGACUUUUCAUUGAUGUUACUUAAAAGAUGAAAAAAGUAUCAAAAGGGCAUCUUAUACAUACAAGUUUAUGACUCUUUCCUCCUUGUUUCUCUCUUUCCAGCAAAGCUCCCGGAAGAAGAUAUGCAUCCUCAUGAUAGUGUUGGCAGUAGUCGCCGUUAUUAUUGGAGUCAUCAUCUGGGGCGCUCUGAAGAACUGAGGGCUUCCUCCUCCUCCACCACCUCCUCCUCUCCUGUUAAUUCAUCAGCAUGAGCACAAAGGGUGAAGCAUCAUCCUUCCUCUCUGCAUCCACGCCUUUCUCUUCACCGCACUGGUGGGCAGGAGUUAUUGAGACUGUAGAUCGCUGAGACCGCGGGCAUCAAUCGACAGGACUGCUCACUCCUACCCUGUGAAAACAAAAGUAAUGCUGGUAGUUCUUCGAUUUUAAUCAUCUUAAUUUGAAUUAUUUAUAGUCAUAAUCAAAAGGCAGUGCAAUACACAAAUGUUUUUAGAUGCUGCCUUUUUGAUAUACUUCACUUUGAUGAGAAAGUUCUUGAAUUUAAGAUCACAUCUGAGCGUUAGAAGGACGCCCUGUAUUUAGCCAGCUUGUUUAACCAGGUCUGAAAGUCAAACAAAAAACGGUUUAAACUGCAAUGAAACGGUUGCGAAAGCUUUUUUUUUCAACUGUUGUAGCUCUGUGCAAAUUUAGACUUUAAACAAGUAAAUCAGGGAAUGAACAAAACCAAGCUUUAGCCAGUGACAGGACAGAUGAACGGCAUUCAGCUCAUUUUAAUAGUACUUUGUUUUCUUUUAUCUCCUGUAUCAAAAAUUUUGUAAGAGUUUUAUCUUUUGAAAUGUGUAAAAUCAAGAGUCUGUGCACUUAAAUAUUGUGGUAAAAACAAAACACUCCAAUAAUCAAUCACUCUAACUAAUCACCUAAAUUUUUGUAACUGUAAGUAGUUGGUAUGUUUUUCUUGGGGGCUAGAUAAUCUGUACAGAAAGAUUACUUGUAUAUAAAUUACCUGACAUGUCACUAAUGAUUGCACACAAAAGUGUACCAUACAGAUGAAGGAGAAGUUAUUGUAUGAGUUGUUCCCUUUUUUUUUUUGCUUUGUUUUAAUUAUUUUCAUUCAUUCUGCUGAUUAUAUUAUAUGUUUAAGGUCUUUGUUAUCUGAUCCACAUGAGAGCUUUAAUCAGCAUAGAGAAGUAAAAAGCAAAAAACUGUUCAGGAUUUUACAUGCAAGGUUAUUUUUGAUCAAACCACUGACUGUAUAUAGUGACGGAUUCUAUUGUUAAGUCUUCACUGUAGAGUUUGGCAGUAUCCACACUCUUCACUCUAACAGCAUUACAGAUUGAUGUAUCAGUCAGUACAUUUACUACCCAAGUUCAGCUGAAACUGCUCUUUGAAAACUAAAUUGAACUUCUCACAGUCGGACUAUCAUACCUGUAUAACAUAGUUGGGAUAGAUGCAUUGCUAGGAAGCCAGGUAAUAAACAAACCCCAACAGACGAAGAACAAAUGUUAAAAAAAAAAAGUAACUUUCCCGCCUCAUGAAGAGUACUCAUCUGUAAAAGUGACGGUGUUUUCAUUGUUCUGUGUACAUCCUGUUAGCCUCUUCGUCACCCAGGAGGUACCUGACGCCCUGAGAGGUGAAGUGUUGCCACCCACCGUAGCAGAGGCGAACAAGCCCGGCGCUUAUAAACUGGGUCAAGGAUAGUAGUCAAGAUAAACCCCCCAAGAGAGACCACUGUGCAUGCAAACGUACUAUGUUUUAAGCAGACACUCACAGUUAUGGAAGGUUCAAUGACUGUUCAUGUUGUGUUUUUUUCUCACCUACUCUACUCAUGCAUGGUACACUGGGCUGCAAGAGAUUGUUAACAGAGCUGUCAGUCAUUGUAUUAUACUCACAAAAAAAGACAACGCUUCUCAGGAAAGUAACAUUUAGACAGAAAUGCAUAUGACAAAACAAACAAUAUAUGCAAAAACUAUGUCUAAGAAACAUUUAUUUGAUGCAUAUUUUAAUUUUCUACUUCAAUACACGUUCUGCCUGUCAAUGGUAGCUGUAAAUCUUUGAGCUUCACUUUUGGGGACCUUUUAUCAUUUGCAGUUCCUAAAACAGAACAACUGGGACGAUUUUAGCAUCUUUUAAGAGUAGGUAUACACAACUAAGCAAACUAAAAAGUCUUACAUUUUAAGUUCAUGGCACAAGAAGACACACCGCUCUGACAGCGAUGACCAUUAUCUUGAAUUGUUUUUUUUGUGUGUUGCAACACCAGCUGCUGUCUAUCUUCCUCAUUAUGAAGGCCACUGUUUUGCUUUGAAAUGAAUGAUUUUUAAAGGUGUAGUUUUUACAAUUUCUUUGAGAGACACUUUGACCAAAAUCAAACUUGAAACCCUGGCGUAAAGCACAGUAAGUUAUGAUUAUUUGCCAUAACAGUUUGACCAAAAUAAGAUGUGAUCAUCACUUAUAUAUAAAUAUUUGUAUUUAAAUACUGUAAUUUAGCUGCCUACAAUUUGCAUGUGGAUAACUAACCUGAGUGUACUUAACCUAAAAUGAAAGAAGUGAUUUAUACUGAUGGCAAAAUGUAAUAAAAUCUAUAGAAUGAGUUGGAACUUUAA
Xyrichtys novacula (pearly razorfish) is the source of this 10463-nucleotide messenger RNA. The record is from the annotation of a GenBank genome assembly. Lineage: Eukaryota; Metazoa; Chordata; Actinopteri; Labriformes; Labridae.